Messenger RNA from Exophiala bonariae, 2682 nucleotides. RefSeq lists its product as uncharacterized. Gene Ontology annotation, biological process: mitotic G2 DNA damage checkpoint signaling; double-strand break repair via homologous recombination. Gene Ontology annotation, molecular function: damaged DNA binding; protein binding. NCBI's taxonomy places the organism in Eukaryota, Fungi, Ascomycota, Eurotiomycetes, Chaetothyriales, Herpotrichiellaceae. The transcript has a single exon. The record is from RefSeq and is a predicted model, not a curated record. The coding region runs from base 1 to 2682 and encodes 893 amino acids. Gene Ontology annotation, cellular component: Mre11 complex.
AUGUGGAUCCUUGAAUCCAAUGGAGACUUCCUCCAGGGGAAGCGAAUGUGGCUGAAGCCAGGUCAAAAAUAUCUGUUCGGUCGUGUCAAAAGAGAGGGUGUCCGUUUCGCCAUCGAUCACAAGAGCGUCUCCAGAAAGCACUUCAUUAUUUAUGUCGACCCCGUCAGGAGCGGCGAUGUUGCCCAGAUCCACGCAAGAACCAAAAUCAGAAUUGAGGACCAGAACUCCAAGAGUGGUACCUCCGUUAAUGGAGAAUUAAUCAAAAAUUCUUCAAAGGAGUUGAAAAGCGAGGAAAACUCGGUCAGACCUGGAACACAGCUUAAUGAGAUCAUCAUUAGAUGGGAACCCUGUGUUCUGACUUUCAACCUGUUGAAGAAGGAGAUCAAGUCUGGCCUCUUGAAGUUGAAGCAAGCUAGAGUCGAAGCUUUUGACAUCAAGGCAACCAGUGAUUUUUUCUCCGGACAUACUACACAUGUAAUCGCGAACAAGAGGAAUACAGCAAAAGGAUUACAAGCCUUGAUCACUGCAAAAUAUAUCGUCUCCGAGUCAUACAUCGAUGCUCUUGAAUAUGCCACCACUCCCACCCAUCUGAGUCAAGAAGAAAACCUGUGUCCUUUGGAACUUGACUUUGACUACUCCUGGCCUGACCCAAAUGAACACCUUCCUCCUCCCGGGAAGGAACCUACCCUAAGACCUGUCGAAUCUUAUCGCCCGGAUCCAACCCGACCCAACAUUUUUGAAGGAUAUGUGUUCGUCUUCGGUGACCAAAGUCAGUAUGAUACUCUACUACCGGUCGUCACCAGUGGUCAUGGAAAGGCAAUCCUCUUCAAAGUCAUCAAUGGUGAAUCAUCCGCAGACAGUCUGAUACAAUUCUUGCGGCAUGCUUCUGGCAAGAAGGAUGAUGAAGGUUUUCGCAGUCAGGAAAGUGGUGGUGUGAUUCUAGUUCGAUGGACUGGCAAGGAUGAUGUUCAGGAGUGGACCAACAGUUUGAUCAACGAGGUUGCCUUGAAAAUGGAUCAGCGUGCAAUCGAUCAGUCCGAAUUUCUCGAUGCGAUUCUCGCUAAUGAAGCAGGUCUAUUGAAACAAGCCAUACCAUUUGAAAGCACUACCGAAGGGCGAAUCGCACCACCUCCUUCAGCAGCCAAUUCUCUGGUUAGCAAUCAGCCUUCAGCAAUUGCUCAAAGUUUACCAUCUCAAUCAACCUCCAAUGUGCGCAGUCGUCAAUCUGCUCCUGUUUCGUCAGCAAAGGAAAAGCCACCAACAGAAACAGCUCCUCCACAGGAUGUGUCCGCGAAUGUCUCGCAAGUCAGCGACCCGGAUGAGCCUGCACCUCGUCCAUAUCGAAGACCUCGGUUCACUCAAACCAAAAAUAAUAAAUUCGAUGAUGACUUCGACCCGGACGCUAUAGUGGAUUUCGAAGAGAACAGCAUUCUCGAAGAGCCACCUGUUUCCGAAAAUGACGUUCUCAAUAACAAUGGGGAUUAUACCUCCCAAGUCAAAGAAGAACCUGGAACUUCUUCUAAGAAACGACCUCGUCCCGCUACAGAGGAGCCAGAAGACAACUUUGCCGAUGAAAUAGAUGACCUGCUCCCAGCGGCCACGGCUUUCAAGAGACGUAAACUCGCUGAAGCUCAAGUCAAUAGAAAGUCUAAUGUGGCAGCAAAAGUCGAAUCAAUCACACCUCCAACGAAAAUGAAGAAGAAAGAACGAGAACUAGAUGUUCGCAAAGCUCUCGGUCUCCAGCGCGAGGAGGAGGAAGAAGCCGCUCGAAGACAAGAAGAAGCCCGUCGCCGCGACGAGGAUCUCGAAACUACCGGACCUGCCCACCUUGUCGAAGUCCUCAGCAUGGACCUUCCUUUGCGCGACAAAACUAAGAAGCAACAAAUUCGCAAUGGCGAGCAUGGACCAGAUUGGGAUCCCAAGUGGAAUGGACGCAAGAACUUCAAAGGCUUCCGCCGCAUUGGUGAAGCACCACAACGAAGAGGCCACGCGUCGAAGGUCAUAGUCCCGCUGGUCGAGAUCAAACGCCGCAAAUUUGGGAUCGGAGAGCAGUACUGGGAGAAAUCACAGGAAGAGAAAGAGCUCGAGCGCGAGAGGAAGCGGCGCGAAGAAGCCAGAAGUCAACGGACGCAGAGUCAGACUCAACGUGCGAGUGGUGGUACGACUAUGAAAUCGAGGUCGAAGGCAAGAGUCAUUUCGGACGAAGAUGACCUCGAUGAUGAAUUUGACAAUGACGACGAGCAUGAGCCACCAUCGACGAGUCCCACUACAGCCCGUCUCCAGCACGAAGCCGCAGAGAUCCUCGACCACGAUGUCGACAUCGACACACCCCGGCGCACAAGGGCCGACGAUCGACGUGCAGCAGCCGCAGAAGACUCGGACGCCAGGGAUGCCGAACAGGACGACGAGCCCGAUACCACACAACGUAUCUCCCAAACUCAGCGCCAAUCUCGUACGCAGACGCAGACCCAAACCCAACGCGCCACCCAGAAUCCACCUCUGUCCGCCAAAGCGAAAGGCAAGCGACCCGCGACAACCUCUGCGACGACCAAUCCACCCAAACGCCAAAAGACACUCCCUGUCACGGUGGUGCACGGCAGCGAUAGUGAGGAUGAUAGCGAUGAUAUGAAAUUCAAGUUCGGGAGUCGUGCAAGGAGGGGACGAGGGAAGGCGAGGGGCUAA